Letharia columbiana is the source of this 696-nucleotide messenger RNA. RefSeq lists its product as uncharacterized. The coding region runs from base 1 to 696 and encodes 231 amino acids. The transcript has 2 exons. The record is from RefSeq and is a predicted model, not a curated record. Lineage: Eukaryota; Fungi; Ascomycota; Lecanoromycetes; Lecanorales; Parmeliaceae.
AUGGCGGAAGAGGUCAAACAUAUCGAAGCUAUUGAUGCCGCUCUCUUGCGCACCUGCCGCACCGUUUACCACGAGACCGUUCACGUUCUCUAUGGUAUGAACCGCUUUCAUUUCCGCAAGCCGAGGGAUAUCGAGAAAUUCGCGCACGUUGGGCUGGGAAGGAGGCCAUUCGGAUGGUACCGUACCGUCAGCGAGCCCGCACCCUGCGGCAGACUCACGAUGAUUCGCUUCAUGACUUUGAGAAUGAGCUCUGAAUGCGUCGGGGAUGAUCGAAAGCAAUUAUGGUCCUCGUGGUGCGAUUUCUUCUAUCCAUCCAAGGAGCAAGAUCAACUGGUCGGGUUUCCUGCUCUGGAGUGGUUAGCUCUGGACCUCACGGACUGGGCGCUUACUGCUGGAGAUGCUGCAAAAGUUAGGGUUACGCCUUUCCUGAAAAAACUUCGUCCGACAGGCGGAUUGAGACAUUUAACGCUCAUUGGCGUGUAUCACGAGCAGAAUCUCCACGACUUCAAGCAUGGAUUUGUCAGGCAGGGGGGCACGUUCCGGCCUGCUUCAUGUUCCGUCAAAGCAGUCGCAACUACCACGGUCACACAUGACAAUCUUCCGGAAGUUUCGAUGUACGUUCGCAGUAUUGUGGAGGAAGACAGGGCCUCGCAAGCGAUCUUGCAAGGCUAUGGGAAUGCAGCACUGGCGGUAUGA